Molecule: messenger RNA, 1245 nt
Organism: Penicillium angulare
Lineage: Eukaryota; Fungi; Ascomycota; Eurotiomycetes; Eurotiales; Aspergillaceae
Product: saccharopine dehydrogenase family protein
Exons: 5
Coding region: 1-1245 (414 amino acids)
Biological process (GO): glycolipid biosynthetic process
Cellular component (GO): plasma membrane; mitochondrion; lipid droplet
Source: RefSeq, a predicted model, not a curated record
AUGGCUUCUAGCAGAGAGUAUGACUUGGUUCUACUCGGAGUAACUGGGUACACUGGACGGCUCUGCGCUGAGCAUAUCGUCACAAACCAUCCGACCGAUCUGAAAUGGGCUGUCGCAGGCCGCUCGGUAAAUAAGAUCGAGGGCAUCGUUCAAGAGCUCAAAUCACUCAAUUCUGACCGCCGUACACCAGAUGUACUUCCUCUUCAAUUGAACACUGACGAGCUAAAUGAAAUCGCUCAGAAGACAAGACUGAUAAUAAAUUGCAUUGGCCCCUAUCACCUAUAUUCGACACCUAUUGUAGAAGCUUGUGCCAAAAAUGGUACUCAUUAUGUGGAUGUGACUGGUGAAACACCGUGGAUCAAGCUGAUCAUUGAAAAGUAUCAUGAAACUGCCAAAGCCAAUGGCGCUAUUAUCAUCCCUUCUGUUGGUAUGGAAAGUGCACCGCCAGAUAUCCUGGCAUGGGCUCUUGUCAAACGAAUCCGCGAGGACCUUUCGUCGCAGACUCGCGAGAUCCAAAGCUGCAUCAAGGAGAUAAAAUCUUCUGGUGCAAGUGGUGGCACUCUUAAUACCAUCCUUAGUAUCUACGACUGGCUUCCCAUUUCUGAUCUUGUCAAAUCAUUCGGACCAUUUGCGUUGACCGGAUCCGGGCCACUCAAGCACGUUCCAAGCGAACCUCUCCUCACCAGAACUCUUGGUGUGCAGUCAGUACCCGACCUAGGAACCCUAACUACAUCCCCCAACGGCAUCGCCGAUAUGGCCAUUGUGUACCGCAGCAGCGUCCUAAUGCCCGAGCUUUACGGCAACCACUUUGUUUUCCGCCAGAAGCUCUCCGUGAGUAACGCUUUGAGAGGUGUCCUAUUGCAUAUCGCUAUCAAUCUUUUCUUGGCUGUAUUGGCGAUACCGCCUGUGCGCUGGCUGCUGCGCAAGGUGGUCUUUGCCCCUGGCGCAGGUCCGACAAUGGAAGACUCUCAGAAUGAUCAUACAGAGUAUAAUGCUAUCGCGACUGCUGAUCAGAACACACCGAACCCGAAGCGCGCAUUCGGCAAGCUGACAUACAAAGGCACAAUGUAUGUACUUACGGGUGCCCUUGUCUCGGAGGCUGCGAUGGUUAUUCUCAAUGGAGAGGAGAAGGUCCGGAAGGUUUCUCGUGGUGGUCUGGUUACCCCUGCCACGUUGGGACAGGACUAUAUUGACCGCCUGGAUAAGGUUGGCGUUCAUAUUGAAACUAAGAUCUGGGAUUAUUGA